Daphnia carinata is the source of this 2525-nucleotide messenger RNA. Its product is annotated as rho GTPase-activating protein 18-like. Gene Ontology annotation, cellular component: cytoplasm. The coding region runs from base 632 to 2371 and encodes 579 amino acids. Gene Ontology annotation, molecular function: GTPase activator activity. The record is from RefSeq and is a predicted model, not a curated record. NCBI's taxonomy places the organism in Eukaryota, Metazoa, Arthropoda, Branchiopoda, Diplostraca, Daphniidae. Gene Ontology annotation, biological process: regulation of small GTPase mediated signal transduction; regulation of actin filament polymerization; signal transduction. The transcript is spliced from 9 exons.
UUCGUGCCUCGGUGAUAGCAGGACGUGCUUUUCCACUCGUUUUGUUUGUUUUCCCUCUGCGCCAGUCUCUGUGCAACACGUUUGGAAAAAAAAAACAAAAAAUAUUUGUGGAACAAUCGAACGAAACUUUAAACGCCUUUCAGGACCAGACAUUCUUUAAAGGGAGAUUUAAUUCAGCGCAUGAUUUUCGCUACAUCCGAUUAACAUGAUCAAGUGAAUUGGUGCCCCUUUUUUGUUUGUUUUUUCGUAAUGGACGCUAUGAGACAUCCUGGUUGAGAUAGUCAAAACCGCAUAAGUCAGUUGAGAAACACACAAAAAAUUGCCUUUUUUAUCAGUGAAUCAUUGAUAAACCAACCAGGAUUUAGGUUGUUAACAAAAGAUAAAAAGGAAAAGAAUUUCACACCUGUUAGCCCGCCUUCUAAAUGAAACUUUUUCGUUCGUUCAAUUACAAGUUGGAUCGAGCUCCUGGCGGACUUUUACCGCAACCCGCUCUUUUUAUCAGCAUCUGAUUAAAAGCCUCGAAGAAAAAACGUGACGAGAAGGGAAAGUUUUUGAUUUUCUUUCUCCUUUUCACCUUUGUGAGGGGGGCCUCACGGUUGAAAGAAGGAACGUCUCUAUUUGGACUUGUUCCAUGGCGACGGUCGAAGGGGAAGCCCAUCUGCACGAUGGCUGGGAAAACCACGACGGGUCAAUGGUUGAAACCACAUCAUCCGAAGACGAGUUAUUAUCACCUACACCAGAAGAGGCGGAAGAAGCCGCUACUUGGCUAAUCGACGUCGGACUGGGUGACAUUGUCGACAACCUGAUGGAAAACAAUCAAUUAGUGACGGAAACGAGUCUAGCAAAUGCCGUAAUAGAAGAUAAUCUGACGAGUAAUCAAUACCAAACGAUCCGGCGACGAGUGGAGACUCUUCGCCUCACAGUAAAGAGCCGUAAAACUCGAACUGGAGCUGGCCAACAAAGGCCCGACUGUCGCGACAUUUUUCGUGAUCCAGAGGCUAGCCAUAGCGGCGGAUCGAGUGGCCGCUCGCGAUCAGCCACCCCUGACUCGUUGGACACGGACUCGUUGAAAACAUCAACCGAGAAUUUGCUAGGAGAAGGGCUAACAAUCAGUCCGGCAGUCUCGCCAAAAACUUGGUCGCGCUCCGGUAGCCAAGACGAUGGCGAGCAUUUAUCCAAUCGAUUUCAAAACAGCUGCUUGAAUGACGAUGAUGCGGCAACUAUUUCAAGCAACAAAAUCUUUCACCUGGAUUCGUUCCUUCCGACUACGUACAGACCAGAGGCGAGAAGAAGACGUAGUUUUAAUCAAAUCGAUGGCAUAAAACAGUCAUUUAAACCGUCUCGGCCGGGAUUUUUCAGCCCAGCAACAGAAGGUCAUGUGGCCGCGGUCGAUAAGCAGGGGAUUGAGAUUGUCAAGUUCAAACUAGUUGGGACACUCUCGUCGGCUUCGCUCUACAGUCAAAGGAGAAACAGCGAUCAAUUCGAGGAUGUUUCAGAGUUACUUCCUGUUACGCAACAGCCGAGAAUUUCUCUCGAGGACGGACUCACCCAUGCGCAGAAGAGAAAAUUACGUCAACUGUCUCUCCUGGAACUGACCGCCUUAAUGGAUAAGUAUGGGCUGGCCAUAAGGAAACGAAGCAGGGUCAGACUUCGUAGUUUCGCACAGGCAAGUCGCGAGAGAAAUGUUUUUGGAGUACCUUUGAAAAAACUAGUGGAAAAGGAUCAAGCAAGAAUACCAAUUAUCUUUACAAUGUUAAUAGAGCAGCUGAGAAAUAGACGACUGGAUGAAGAAGGACUGCUACGAGUACCUGGCAAUAAACAAAAGAUGCUAGCUAUGCAAAAGCUGAUAGAAAACCAAUGGAAGAAUCAUGUUGAUGCUAUAGGGAUACAAACCGUGAAAAGUGUGCUGGACAGCUCUGGCCCUCAUGAGGUUGCCUGCCUCUUGAAAUCAUUUUUGAGACAGUUACCUGAAUCGUUGUUCACACAGGACUGUUUAGACUUGUUUGCUCAAGUUGGAGACAUGACCAUGUUCGACGAUCAGCUUUGGGCACUUAAUCUAUUAAUUAUCCAGCUUCCCGACGUCAAUUACCUGACACUUCGAUUAUUGCUCAGAUUUCUCAGGGACGUUGUAGAUCAUCAGGCCCAUAACCGAAUGACGGUCAACAACGUGGCCACAGUGAUGGGACCAAACCUUUUCCCUCCCAGAAUAAGUAAAGCAAGUACCAAAACCAACAUGGAAUCAUUAACAGACGGGAUGGCCUACGCCGCGAAAACUAACCGCAUAACUGAGAUGCUCGUCACCCACCAAGACGAACUUUUCUCUAUUCCUUCGGAAAUAUUAAUGCAAUUAUCUCGCAUCAAAGUCAAAUAAUUCAACAUUUUCUAGUAUGUAAACGAUGAUGAAAAGCCGUGCAAUAUGUGUAAAGCCUGCUUAAGUUGUUCAUAGUUGACAGUUGAUUGCAAAACAGUAUGCAUGUCGAUUGCUGCACUGAGAUUUGUAAAUACAUAAAUUUAAUUUGCCGUUU